AUGAAUAAUUUUGUUUCUAUUUGUAAAAUUUGUUCCUCUUCUAUUGAAAAUGGACAAGAUAGAUAUGUUUGUACAGAAUGUCAUAAUUUGGUAAUCUGUUCUGAUUGUUAUCCAAAAUCCCACCAAAUUGAAGAUUUACACACUGACUCGGCCCCAAUUCCUCAUCAUUGUACUUUAGAAACAAAAUCAAACUAUGAUCAUUUCAUUUCAAAUAAAGUUUCUGAAGAUUCAAGUCAAUCUUUAUAUAAUGCAUUCAAUUCUUUUUCUCAUCGUCCUUGUAUUGGGUGUUCAAAAGUUGGAGUUUAUCUUCCAAAUAUUCCGGAAUGGUAUUAUGCUGAUUUAGGAUGUCUAUGGUUUGGAAUGACAAUAGUCCCUUUCCACUUUCAAAUAAACAAAGAGAAUUUAAAUUUCAUUCUAGAGAAUUCUGGAACCUCAGCAAUAGUAGUAAAUAGUGAAUCAUUCAAAAAUAUUGCCAAUAUCUUAGAGUCAAACCAUCAAUUCCAAUUAAAAUUGAUCAUUCAUGUUGAGGAUCAAUAUGAUGUUGAAAUUAAAAACAAAUUACCCAGUAAUGUAGAAUUCAAAUUGUUUUCAGAAAUGGAAUCUACUAAAGAGACUUUUUUAGAACCAAUUAAAAAUCACAAUAGAGACAUUCUUUCAAUAAAUUAUACAAGUGGUACCACUUCAGGUGUUCCAAAAGGUGUUAUCAACAAAAAUAAUGAUUUUAUGGAAUACUUAGGUGAACUAUAUUUACCUUAUCCAAUGGUAAAAGUUAGUUUUGCUAGUUUAGCUCAUAUUCAAAGAAAAAUAGACUAUCGUGUUUUCUUUACUGGAGGAAGAAUUGGUUUAUAUUCUGGUGAUAAAAAUAAAAUAUUUGAUUUUAUUUCAUUACUUAGACCACACAACAUUCCGGCAGCACCAAGAGUUUGGAAUAUAUUAUAUUCAAACUAUGUAACUAGUUUACAAACAUAUAUUGAAGAUCAUCUUGAUCUUUCAUUUGAAGAAUGUACUUCAAAUGUCAUGCAAAAGUUCAAGAGCCAUCUUGGUGACAGAAUCAAGAAUAUCACUAAUGUAGGUGCACCUCUUUCGAGUUCAGUUUUCAACUUUAUGAAGACUUGCUGGGGCGAAGAUAAGAUCUACAACUUCUAUGGUUCAACAGAAGUCUCUGCAAUAAGCAUCAAUAACAAGAUUCUACCUAUGAUUCAAUACCGAGUGGAGUCUAUUCCUUCGUUGGGUUUCACUACAGACGAUAAGCCAUAUCCUCGAGGUCAGCUUGUAGUUACCUCUACAAGAAUGAGUGCUGGUUACUACAAUAAUGAAGAGGAUACUAAGAAAUCAUUCAAAGAUGGAUGGUACUAUACUGGUGAUAUCGUUGAAGAAAUUGCUCCAAAUACAAUAAGAGUACUUGAUAGAAUGAAUAAUUCUUUUAAACUAAGUAAUGGUGAAUUUGUAUGUGCUGAAAAGUUGGAAACUCUUUACUCUAAUUCUAAAUACAUUCAAAACAUCUUUGUUUAUGGUGAUUCAAUGAAAUCAUUUUUGGUUGGAGUUGUCAUCCCAACACAGGAGGCACUUAAGAAGGUUGGUAAUAUCUCUAUCAAAGAUGCAAAUAAGAGUAAUCCAUUAAAGAAGUUGAUAUACCAAGAUAUUGAAAAAAUUUCACAAAUGAAUAUGGGUUUAAUUUAUGAAAUUCCAAAGAUUAUAUCAAUUGAUAGUACAGAGUGGAGUAUUGACAAUAAUCUUAUCAAUCCAAAUGGAAAAUAUAAUAGAAACAAUCUUUUCAAUUUCUAUGAAGCCUCCAUUUCCUCGAUGUACCAAAUUUUAGAAUCUAUCCAAUCAAAGAUUAAUACUUGUAAUAAGAAGAAAGUCAUUGUCAAUUACCUACAAACAAUUCUCGGAUAUGAUAUCAAUGACAUUGACAACCUUGACCUUUCUUCUAUUUCUUUCACAGAUAUUGGAGGUGACUCUGUUGGUGCUGCUAGAUUAUCUAAUCUAUUAAAAGAAAACUUCAAUGUAAACCUAUCAACACAAUCAAUUUUGGAUAGAAAUAAUACUUUGGGUAAUUUGCUGCUGGAAAAACCAGAGGUUACUCCAGUCAAAGUUAAUUGGGAAGAGGAAAUGAAUUUGGAUGAAUCUAUUCAGGUGAAUGGAAAACCAAUUAUCAAGGAUGGCUUCAAGAAUGUAUUCCUUACUGGUGCUACAGGAUACAAUGGUUCAUUUGUGCUUUACAAUCUACUUAAAACACCAUCAUGCUCCAAAGUGUACUGUCUAACAAGAAGCUCCAAAUCAGUGUCAAUAGCCAGAGCAAAACUAGUUGAUAUCUUACGAUUCAAGAACAUGCUUUCUUUGAAGGAAGAGGAAAUCGAAAAGAUUCAUCCGGUUAUUGGAAAUUUAGACAGUCCACUGUUUGGGCUUGACAUUGAUACAUUUACCAACCUCUCUAAUGAAUUGGAUAUAAUCAUUCAUAACGGUGCCAGUACUCAAUUAAUGAAUCCGUACCUCAAUUUGAAGAUGGCCAAUGUUAAAGGAACUGAAGAAAUACUAAGAUUGUCAGCUGUCGGAAACCGAGUUAUUCCUGUAUUCCAUAUUUCAACCAUAGGUGUCUAUCAUGAUUUGGUGAUGAAGGAAGGUGUUGAGCCAGACUUACAACGUUUAGAUCAGAUGUCUGGUUACCCUCAAUCGAAAUUGGUUGCAGAACAGCUUGUUCAAACAGCUUUCAAAAGAGGUUUACCUGUUUCCAUUUGUAGAUUGGGUCAUAUCUACAGUCAUUCAGAAUCCGGUGUUGACAAUGAGAAUGACUUCCUACGUCUACUCCUCAGAGGAAUCUUGACACUUGGUUACUACCCAGAUUUCUCAAAGCAGAGAGCCAAUCAACUAACAUUGUCACCAGUCGAUUGGGUGUCAACUUCCAUUGUACAUCUAGCUACGAAGAGAAAUUGGUCUGCCAUCGAAGAGAAAACACCAACCUACCUGUUGACCAAUUUUCAAUCGAUUUCAUUCAAUGACUUUUUCAAAUCGAUUUCUAAUUAUCAUCCUUUGGAAAUGGUGUCCUACAGUAAAUGGAUUGAAUUGUUAUUCGCUAAUCCAAACAACCCACUCAAUCCAAUUAUUAAAUCAUUGACAAGUCAACAAAAUGAAACUAUCAGCUCUGUAGAUCUUCAAAAUAUUUCACAUUUAACAGACCAAUCAAGAUUCAAAAAUGUUGCUCAUCUUUCCCAUCUAACAGAUAAUAAUGUUACUAAUCAUACCCACCCAACAGAUCAACUACAACUUAGUAACUUUUCACAUCUAACUGAUCACAUCAGCAAUCUCUCACAUUUAACACAUCUUACUGAUGAAUCAAGAGUGUCUAAACUUGCACAUCUUACGGAUUCAACAACUAUCAGUAACUUAUCACACCUUACACAUCUUACUGAUGAAUCAAGGGUGUCUAAACUUGCACAUCUUACUGAUCCAACAACCAUCAGCAACUUAUCACACCUUACACAUCUUACUGAUGAAUCUAGAGUGUCUAAACUUGCACAUCUUACUGAUGAAUCAAGAAUGUCUAAACUUGCACAUCUUACUGAUCCAACAACCAUCAGUAACUUAUCACACCUUACACAUCUUACUGAUGAAUCAAGAUUAACAAAUCUUGUCCAUCUUACAGAUCCAACAAACAUCAUUAGAAACCUCACUGACAAAGCAAUGAUCAACUUUGCGCACCUAAAUAAUCUCACAGAUCAUCAGCUUGUCAACUUAGCACAUCUUUCACACUUAACAGACAGAGAUAAUCUUGGAAACUUGCAUCUCGCUCAUCUUACUGAUGUUGUACAAAUUAAUUCCUUUAUAGGUCUAACAGAUAUUUACAAGAAUCCUAAAACAAUCCAAACAUUGAUACAAUGCGGUGGAUUAGUAUGCCCAUCAAUAUCUGAUCAAAUCAUUCACAGACAUAUUCUACAUAUCAAAUCUUUUGAAUCUAUUAUUGUUUAA
This is a messenger RNA of Heterostelium album PN500, 3966 nucleotides long. RefSeq names its product Putative transposase. NCBI's taxonomy places the organism in Eukaryota, Evosea, Eumycetozoa, Acytosteliales, Acytosteliaceae. Gene Ontology annotation, cellular component: endoplasmic reticulum; membrane. The record is from RefSeq and is a predicted model, not a curated record. Gene Ontology annotation, biological process: long-chain fatty acid metabolic process. The coding region runs from base 1 to 3966 and encodes 1321 amino acids. The transcript is spliced from 12 exons. Gene Ontology annotation, molecular function: long-chain fatty acid-CoA ligase activity.